Molecule: messenger RNA, 5505 nt
Organism: Phlebotomus argentipes
Lineage: Eukaryota; Metazoa; Arthropoda; Insecta; Diptera; Psychodidae
Product: acetylcholine receptor subunit alpha-like
Exons: 10
Coding region: 1199-3070 (623 amino acids)
Biological process (GO): signal transduction; chemical synaptic transmission; regulation of membrane potential
Cellular component (GO): synapse; postsynaptic membrane; neuron projection
Molecular function (GO): acetylcholine-gated monoatomic cation-selective channel activity; transmembrane signaling receptor activity
Source: RefSeq, a predicted model, not a curated record
UGAACAGACACCUAGAGGCGAAGAGGUGCUCUUCGGCAGAUAGAGUAUCACUCUGUGGGUCGUUCAAAUCAAAAGUACACACACACAAAAUUGCAGAACGGAUAGAAGAGAAAUUAUAGGAAAAUUCUGUUGAAUUUUUAGUGACUGACCAGACAAUUGUAAUUCAGAUCGUCAUAAACUAAACUGAAUUCAUUGAACAGUGCAAAAUUUUCACGAGAUUUUUCUCUGGUUCAUCGGCGUGUGUGGAGGAUUUUCCGACAGAAUUUCAUACUGAGUGUGUGUAUGUGUCGGCUGUAGAAAGGAAUUUUCACAUGUUUGAGAUUUUCCAUCUGGUCAGGCGGGAGGGUUGAGAAGAAAAGUGACUGAAAGAUACUGAAAAAUGAAUUGGCAGGGACAAUAGAGCGACCACGAAAGAGUCGAAAUAUUUUCCUCCAUGUGAUCAUUGAGAGAACAGAAGCGGAAAAGUCGAGCUUGAGAACAUCGGUGUGGUUGGCAAAAACUGUGAAUAAUAUAGAAGUGAGUUUAUCUGCAAAAUAUUCUAAAAAUUGAGCAAUUUUCCCCGAGAACUGCCUUCUAGAAACAUGUGAAAGUGUGUCUGCCGAAGGGAAAGUGAAUACGAUUUUAAAGUUACACACUCUCUCUCGCUCUCUUGCAACUGAAAAUGCAUAAAUUGAGUGUGGUGUGAUAAUUUGCGAAAAAAGAGUGUUUCCUGCUUAAGAACACACACUGAAGAAGGGCGCGGAGAGUUAUAUCGAAGGAAAAAAAAACAUCGAUAGAGGGAAAACGAGGAGAAAAUUGCAGCAGAUGUUGAUGAAGCUUUUUAUCACCAUCUCAUGCUUCUCCACGGUGGUUGGGAAAUAAAUCGAAAAUAUUACCACUCAGGAAGGCAGAGUUUGCUCUCCUUGUCAUCCACGAAGGAAACACUUGAGCACCUCUGGAAGGCAAACAAGAGAUUCUGUGGCGUGGAGAAAUAAACAGGCGAUAUCAUAUGGAAUAAUCUUCCGGAUGAUGGUGUUUUUGGCGCACGAGGAGAAUGAUAUCGUCCUGACCGUGACGGCGGAAGCCACAGCGUGGAAGUCAGAGCUCCAGUGGAGGGUGAAAGUCACCUGAGCGCGGCCAGAGCCUCAUAAAUAGUGCUUCUCGUGAGAUAUAUUGAUGAUAAUCGAAUAAUUUAUUAAACGCAAUCCAAGGAAAUGAGAUGAAGUUGCUGCAAGGGGUGAUCCUCAUGAUUCUAACAAUGCUAUCAGUGUGCGCCGGAAAUCCGGAUGCCAAACGCCUGUAUGACGAUCUUUUGAGUAAUUAUAAUAAAUUGGUGCGACCUGUGGUGAAUGUGACGGACGCUCUGACAGUACAAAUAAAGCUAAAAUUGUCUCAAUUGAUUGAUGUGAACCUCAAGAAUCAGAUUAUGACGACAAAUCUGUGGGUGGAGCAGACUUGGUACGACUACAAGCUCAAGUGGGAACCAAGAGAGUACGGCGGCGUCGAGAUGCUCCAUGUGCCAUCGGAUCACAUUUGGCGACCUGACAUUGUGCUGUACAACAACGCUGAUGGGAAUUUCGAGGUGACACUGGCCACAAAAGCCACACUCAACUACACAGGACGAGUGGAGUGGAGACCGCCAGCCAUCUACAAGAGCUCCUGCGAAAUAGAUGUGGAAUAUUUUCCAUUUGACGAGCAAACGUGCGUUAUGAAAUUCGGCAGUUGGACCUACGAUGGUUUCCAGGUCGAUUUGCGCCACAUUGACGAGUCUAAUGGCACAAAUGUGGUGGAAGUUGGAAUUGAUCUAACAGAAUUCUAUACAUCAGUCGAAUGGGAUAUUUUGGAAGUUCCUGCAAUUCGGAAUGAAAAAUUCUACACGUGCUGCGAUGAACCGUACCUAGAUAUAACUUUUAACAUAACAAUGAGACGCAAGACGCUCUUUUACACCGUGAACCUCAUAAUUCCGUGUAUGGGGAUUAGUUUCUUAACGAUUUUAGUAUUUUAUCUGCCAUCAGAUAGCGGGGAAAAGGUAUCAUUAAGCAUAUCUAUCCUACUUUCACUCACUGUGUUCUUCCUGCUGUUGGCGGAAAUUAUUCCUCCGACAUCCCUUGUUGUGCCACUCCUGGGGAAAUUUGUCCUCUUCACUAUGAUUCUCGACACAUUCAGUAUAUGCGUCACGGUUCUUGUGCUGAAUGUUCACUUCCGAUCGCCGCAGACCCACACAAUGGCACCAUGGGUCCGGACAGUUUUCAUCAAUCAUCUGCCUAAGCUGCUGGUCAUGCGACGUCCUCUCUAUCCAUAUGACCAUCGAAUGCACGCGAGCUCCCAUCGGUACAUGGUGAGAACCUGCAAUGGACUGGAACUGAGGGACCCCAUCCCGCCACUGCCGCCGUCCGUGGCGCUCACGACCUUCGACCCGAGCCUCCUGCUGGACCACCAUCUGCUUGACUCGAGCGACCCGCUGGGUCUGGGCUCGUGCAAGCUGCACGGCGACUCGGGGCCCUGUUCGCCGCACCACCAUCGGCACCAUCGUCAUCUUCUAGACGAGCUUCCGCUCACCUUUCAGACGGAUCUGCUGGACGGAUCGCCGGAACCCCUGUCUAUAGCUACGCUCACGCCGUCGCGACGCCACCAGCACGUGGCCACGGUGGACACGGGUCGUGUGCUGUCGCCCACCAUUCCGCCACCCCCGCCACCCUCCAUCAGCAUUCCUCCGCAAGCCACUGCCACGGAGCCCGCGGCCGCGUGCAGCUCCACGGCCGACGGGCCGCCGCCCGGGACCAGCCACUCAGUCCGCCACCGGUGGCACACCUGCCCAGAGCUGCACAAGGCCAUGGACGGCGUCACAUACAUCGCCGACCACACGAAGAAAGAGGAGGAGAGCACGAGGGUGAAGGAGGACUGGAAGUUUGUGGCCAUGGUACUGGACAGACUCUUCCUCUGGAUCUUCACGAUAGCCGUGGUUGUGGGCACGGCCGGAAUUAUCCUCCAGGCGCCAACUCUCUACGACACUCGCGUGCCCAUCGACAUAAAGAUGUCCGAGAUUGCAACGACCACCGCCAAGCCUCACAUCGCGCGACCCGUCUUAUAAAGGGCUGAACACUGCGACCAGCGGAGAUGUAAGUUAAAUAGAAUUUCAGUUGAAACGACAUUCCCGCUCAGUUGUGAGCUUGACAGCACACUUUUUGAGGAACGAAGUAGCACAAGAGAAUUGUCAGGAAAUUCAUAUGGGACGAUUUCCACUAACGUUACAGUUAUUUUUAUAGACGCGGAGCUUGAGUGAGGAAGAGUCUAAGAUUGGAAAAAUAAGGUGGAGAAAAAGCAUUCAAGCCCCGGAGGAAGUGAUCAAAAUGUGCGGGAAUAGGAGAGGAUUUCUUUUAUUUGUUUGCAAUUUUACGUGACUAUUCUUAAAAAUUCACCCCACGGGAGGAUUUCAAUGCAUUGCUAUCUCUAUCACACUGAAUGUCACAUUUAUUUGCCGUGAAGUUCACGGAAGAGCUAAAUUGUCCCUCAGGGUAGUGAAGGGGCAGAGAACGUUGUUCUUGGAUAGAAUAUUUUAUCAAAUAAAUUGCACGAUAAAUUGAUACAAAUGUCCAGUGAGAAACGACAUUUAUAUUCCAGGUGAAAAAUGAUAUUAUACACAUGACUAUGCGAGAGGAUGGGAAAAAUCCUCGAAAUUAGACACAAUUUCCGCUUCUUUUCAAUUUCAUUCGAAAGAUUGCACUUAAAUUCUCCGUUGAUGUCUUUUAUAUUCCUCAUAGUCAUUAAUUAUUUUCUGCUUUACUUCGCACACUCUUUACCCUCAAUGAUAAAUCAUUUUGUCUACUAGUUUAUCCGCACAUGAAUUGACGGGGAAAUGAGGGAAAUUCGCUGGGAAUUGAGUGUGUGUGUGUUUUUUUUUUACUUAUUUCUAUGAAGAAAGAGUUCAGAAUCAAAGCGCAGUGAUUUCGAAUGACGAUGUGGAAAAAUGCUUUAGCAAUUUCAGAAUGAAUGCUCUUUUGUAAAUCAAGGAAGCGAACAAUUCUUCUCUAGCAAAAUUGCAGCACUUUUUGAUCACUUUCCACAUUUUGUUCAUUUAAUUGGUAAAGUUGUUAAGUCUUUUGCUUCUCAUGACAAGAAGUAUAAAUUCCUUUAUGACUUAGAAUAAUUUUAUGUGAGAGUUGUUUUGAAGAGAUUUUGAAGAAAAAAAAAAGUCCCACGACCAUAUUAGGUGACAAAAUUAACAUUAAAUAGUUAUUAACUAAUGCAGAAUGAGAAAAAUCGUUAUAGUCAAUGAAGGGAGUCCUUCACACUAACUUCUAAAUUAAGGAUAUUUAAACAAGUGACGAAAUGUUGAUAGUAAAAGAAGUGAGAGCAAAAACAUUGAAAAUAUCAUUAAAUGUGAUUUCAUUUAACAAUUCAGAUUAACAAGUUAGAGUGAGGAAGGCAGAAAAAUAUUUAACACAAAUUCACACUGCAAUUAAUGAUAGAGCACGUUAAGAAAGUGUUUAAUUCUAAUGGUAACAGACAGAUGAGGCAGAUUAUUAGAGCAGAGAUAAAUAUUUGAUGAAAAAGAAAACAGAAUAUAUAACAGAGAGAUGAUAAAUUAUUUAUUUUCCUAGAAAAGUUGUGUGUGUUUAGAUGACAGAGAGCGAAAGCAAUUUUUUCACCAUUAUUGAGAAACACACUGUGGACAACUUUGCUGUUUGAUGCUAUCCAAAGAGGUUGAUUGCAGAGUGAGUCAAAAGUGAAAACAUGGCGAAAACAGAAAGAUUUCUCGAUUCACUGUGUAUCAAUCAUUUUAGAGAAUAUUAUUAGUGAGAUAUCGCCACAUUAAAAUAUUGCAACAAAUUCAAUGGGAAAAUCCGUAAAUGGCUAAACUGAGAACGAUGUGGAAAGCGGAGGAAUGUUUACAAACAAGUGUGAUUGGCUUUUAAUAAAAAUGUUCACGUAUCAUUCAAUAUGGUGAUUGAAUUAGAGAUGUUUCCUAAAUUGUCACUUCAAAAUUGUUCAAAACCGGACAUUGCUAUCAGAUUCAUUAAUAUGAAUUUCCAUAGAACAUGUGGUGAAAAAUUGUUACACUUUCAUGUGUGUGAGGAGUCUUGUAAGAUAUGUUAUUUCAGUUUACAGUUAACUUUUUCUCAUGGCAUAUGUAAAAGGAACCCGCCUCCAUUGUACCAUUUUGUCUUGGAGAAUUCCUUUCUAAUUAAUUAUCCCGCUCAUGUUGUGCAAAACACACCAGAAACAACGACAUCCUUAAUCCUAUUGCGACAAAAAAAAGGAGUUCCCCACUAGACAAAUGGUGUUUGAGUGAGAGAGAGAAAGAUGGAGUGGAAAGAGAAAAAGAGCAUUCACAGAUUCAUUUUAAAAACUUGUGUACUGAAGAGAAAGGAAAUUAACACUGAACGGAAAAUUUCUGUAGACGAAGGAAAAAGAAUUAAGAGAUAAAAACAAACAGUGGAAAAAUUAACACUCUUUUCUUCCAUCCAAUUUGUUGACUUUUUCCACACAGCACGGCGCCUUUCACGUGAAUUUUGGGGAAUGAAU